This is a messenger RNA of Mytilinidion resinicola, 2754 nucleotides long. Its product is annotated as cell cycle checkpoint protein RAD17. The record is from RefSeq and is a predicted model, not a curated record. The transcript is spliced from 2 exons. Bases 1 to 2754 code for a protein of 917 amino acids. Gene Ontology annotation, biological process: DNA damage checkpoint signaling; mitotic DNA replication checkpoint signaling; DNA repair. Gene Ontology annotation, molecular function: chromatin binding. Lineage: Eukaryota; Fungi; Ascomycota; Dothideomycetes; Mytilinidiales; Mytilinidiaceae.
AUGCAGCCCCUCGCAGCACGGUCGCCAGCGCGUUGGCAUGCCAAGAGCGAGCACCGUGGACGUGAAGACAUCGUGAGAGAGAAUCGUGAUGCUGCUGCUGCUGCUGCUGCUGCUGCUGCUGCUGUUGGGGCACAGCUCAAGGCGGCUGCGUGGGAUCCCGGUCUUCCUAUGACGCGUAUUAGACCUGUGACGGCGACCAGAGCUACGAAGAGCACCGCACGAAGCACACAGCCAGCCCGCACAUCGUCAGCCCGUGUACCGUCGUCGUCGCUGUCGACACCAGCUACCACCCAAGAAACCUCCUCCGCAAGGCCGUUGCGGCCCUCACAACCCAAGAAGUCGCCCUCUAAGUCGCCCGCCAAACCGAGGCCUAUACACAAGCCCAUAUCGUCCUUUUUCAGCGCCAUCCCGCAACGUCAACAGAGUGUUCCGCCUCAAAACCUGGACAAGACUGCUGCCUUGCUCGCCGAGGAAGAUGAGGACUUCAUUCAGGACUCCUCGGACGAGGGGCCGUUUAGAAUCUCUGAUACCAAGACCGAAUCGGUGACAGCUUUGGCUCUACGGAAACGCUCACGGAACACAUUGGCCGAUGGACUGAGUGGAGAAGGCGAAGGGAUUCCGGCCGGCAGCCAGAAGUUCUUGAAAACACAGAAGGGGACUCGUGGAGCUGCCCCAUUGCCUCAGCCUCUGAGUCUUGAGGUGGUCGAUCAGAGGCCGUGGACGGAGAGAUACGGGCCUGUCAAUCUUGACGAAUUAGCGGUACACAAGCGGAAGGUGCUGGAUGUCCGCAAAUGGUUGCAUGAUGUCUUCGAAGGCAGAGAGCGUAAGAGACUUUUACUCCUGAAAGGACCUGCAGGAAGCGGCAAGACUACCACAAUGUCCCUCCUCGCCGAUGACCUUGGGUUUGUCGCACACGAAUGGAAAAAUCCAACAAAUGCUGCUUUCGGAGACGGCGGCGUUUCCAUGACAGCACAGUUCGAAGACUUCAUCGGUCGGACCGGAAAGUUUGGGAGCCUGCAGUUUCAGAAAACAGAGAAACCACAAGCAAAGCCAGAAUCAGCUACGAAAUCUGGACGAGAAAAGGAGGUCAUCCUCGUUGAAGAGUUUCCGAAUACUUUCACUCCUUCAUCUGCAAGUGUGCAGGCCUUUCGAUCAUCAAUACAACAAUUCUUAGCCGUGAAUACCCCUUCAAUGGGAGCAUUCCUUGCUAGACAGAAAGAUCCUCAUCACUCAGUAACUCCAAUGAUUCUGAUAAUCUCUGAGACUCUUCUCUCUACUAAUACGGCUGCGGCUGAUAGCUUUACUGCGCAUCGUCUGCUUGGACCCGAAAUCUUGAACCAUACUGCCGUAACUACCAUAGAGUUCAACCCAAUUGCUCCGACACUUAUGGCGAAGGCUUUAGACCUUGUUGUGAAGAAAGAAGCACGGAAGACGGGCAGACGGAAGACUGCUGGGCCUCAAGUAAUCCAACGGCUGUCGGAGGUUGGUGAUAUCCGGAGUGCGGUGUCAUCGCUCGAAUUUCUCUGUGUCCGCGGAGACGAUCAAGACGGAUGGGGUGCCAAAGUCGCCUUCACAAAGCCGAAGAAGAGUGGACGAGACGCCGCACUUACAAAAAUGGAGCAGGAAUCGCUCGAAAUAAUCACUCAGCGCGAGAGCACUCUUGGUAUCUUUCAUGCUGUUGGCAAAGUUGUCCAUAACAAGCGGGACGCACCCAAUAGCACCAGCGACCUUAUUCCUCAACCACCAAAUUACUUUCCGGAGCUUAGGAGACCGAAGCAACCACAAGUUCACGUAGACGAGUUGAUAGGUGACCUCGGGACGGAUAUCCAGACAUUCAUUGCAGCUUUGCACGAGAACUACCUGCUAUCAUGCGAUGGUGGCAGCCCCGAAGACACCAUGGACUCCAUCAACGGGUGCAUCGACGCUCUCUCGGACGCAGACCUUCUCUCACCCGAUCGAUUCGGCUCCGGUGCGGCAGCGAGACUUACGUUUCAGGGCACAACCGCAGACAACCUACGCCAGGACGAGCUCAGUUUCCAGGUCAGUGUCCGUGGCCUACUAUUUAGCCUACCAUCUCCCGUGAAACGGAUCACACCGCCAGCCGGAACAACAAGCAGUAAGGGGAAAGCUGGUAGCAGGACCAGUGCCUUCUCGAUGUUCUACCCUACGUCACUCCGGAUCUGGCGACAAAGAGAGGAGAUUGAGGGAAUGCUUGAUAUGUGGAUUGGCCGAGCUCAGAGUGGUCAGCUAUUCGCUCCCCUCCUUGAGGCGGCCAAGAGAAAGGACGGUAAAGCUGGCGGCGUGGAGUCCUGGAGGAGGAACGGAUCGUUAUCACGUACCACUGAUUCCCGAUCAGACCAGCCGUCGAAGACUAAGGCAGAGGAAGAGCCAAGCUUAGUACUUCUCGGGAGCGGCAGCUCGGCCAAGCAUGAAAUGCUGCUCGAACGUCUACCUUACAUUGCGCUCGUCAUGCGGAACCGGAUAUCGGCGACGAAAUCGGGUAAUUUGAGAGACGUCGAGAAAGUGACAGCGUUUCACGGCAUUGGUGGCUCCAGCGAGGAAGCUCUUGAUGACGACGACAGAAACACGGAUCUUGAGCAGUGGAGUACUGAUCCUCCAACUGCAGAAAAGAGGAAUAUUCGAAGACUUGGUAAGAGUACCAGUGGGAGAAGCGAGUCUGCGAUACCUGCGACAGCUGUUGAGAACGAUGUUGCGAAGCUGGUGCUUAGUGAUGACGAUAUUGAGGACGAUUGA